This is a messenger RNA of Styela clava, 4406 nucleotides long. Its product is annotated as glycerol-3-phosphate acyltransferase 1, mitochondrial-like. Gene Ontology annotation, cellular component: mitochondrial membrane. The record is from RefSeq and is a predicted model, not a curated record. NCBI's taxonomy places the organism in Eukaryota, Metazoa, Chordata, Ascidiacea, Stolidobranchia, Styelidae. Gene Ontology annotation, molecular function: glycerol-3-phosphate O-acyltransferase activity. Gene Ontology annotation, biological process: fatty acid metabolic process; glycerol-3-phosphate metabolic process; phospholipid biosynthetic process.
CGUACAGUAUGUAUGAAAUAUUUUAUUUUUCAGAUCCUCCAUCGUUACCGGUACCGUAGUCAGUUAGUUUUAAAUUUUGUAAAGACAGAAAUUACUGAAUUAAGUCUGUAAGUAUACUUCGUCGAACAUGCAAAGCCAACAUGUUGAAGAUAGGCCAGUUAUGGAUCUUCUUACAAUGUUUGAUCAGAAAGACAAAAAGGGAUUUUUGACAAGAACCUGUUAUUACUGUUUCAUUGCAAUGGAGAACAAAACUGAAGCUGAUUACCCCACUUUGGAAUCUUUGCACAAUAAAGUAUUAAAUAAUGAAAAAGUGAAAAAAGUCGUUGAAACUACAAAAAAUUAUUCAGAAAGUCAUCAAAGAGAAACAAGGAUACAAGCCAUGUCUAUUGCUAAACACAUGAUUGGAACAGUGACUUCGCGGGUGAUCAGAUUUUGCGGAUGGAUAUAUUUGGUUUUAUUGAAGCAAGUAUGUGGAUCCGUGCAGUUCUCAUCAGCUCAAAUGCAGACUAUACAAGAAGUAUCUUGUGGAAAUAUUCCAAUCAUAUACAUGCCUUUGCAUUUUAGUCAUCUGGACUAUAUACUCGUGUCCCUGGUGCUUUUUCACAAUAAUAUAAGAACUCCUUUUAUAGCCAGUGGUGAUAAUUUGAACUUACCAGUUGUUGGAUAUUUUAUCAAAAGAUCUGGAGGAUUUUUUAUUCGUAGGAAACUCGAUGAAAGUAAUCGAAAGGAUAUUCUUUAUCGCUCUAUAUUACAGACAUAUAUGACCGAGAUAUUGAAAACCGGACAAAGUGUGGAAAUAUUUCUGGAAGGGACACGGUCACGAAGUGGGUUACCCAAUGUUCCGAAGAGUGGAUUGCUCUCUGUACUUGUAGACGCAGUGGUUGAAGGCGAAGUUCCUGAUGCGCUUUUGGUUCCAGUCAGUUUAAGUUAUGAAAAAUUAUUUGAGGGGAAUUUUAACAAUGAACAUAUUGGUAAGCCAAAAAAACCUGAAAGCUUGUGGAGCACUUUUAAAUCUGUUGCUGGAAUGUUAACAGGCUAUUAUGGAAAUAUCAAAGUUGAUUUUGCGAAGCCAAUUUCCCUCAAGUCAGCUUUGCGUGACAUAUGCAUGUAUUCUUCUUCCAAAAAUUUAGUAGCCGAUGAAUAUUCUUGCCAGUUAUCAAUCGGGGAAAAUCAAAAUGGUGCUGGUGUCAUGUCCUUGACAGAAUCGUUUAUACAUCAGCAGUCAUAUCGUCAAGACACCUCAUGGCGUAAAAAUAUAUCGUUCUUAGCUGAACAUAUUAUAUUUAACGGACUUAGCAGUAGAUCAUUCAUGUCUACUCAUUUAGUGGCUUUCCUGUUAAUAAACAGAUGGCGUAAUGGUGUGUCAAUGUCAGAUCUCACUGUUUCAUUCACUCGUUUAAAGGCUGAAAUCAUUGCCAGUGGAAGGAAUGUUGCUUUUUCUGGCUCAGCGCAAGAUGUUGUUUUAAAUGCUAUUAACUUAUUGGGUGAAAAAGUAAUUUUUCUGGAUUGUGUUUUGAGUUGUAAAGAAGCAGACUCCCUUCCAUCAUCUCCUGUGGGAUAUAAUUGUUCAAGUGAUGUGACGAUUCCUUUAUUGCAUGAUGAGUUAGAAAAGACUGAUGAGUCAUGUGAUGAUAAUACUGACAGUGGAAUUUUUGUCAGAUGUGAUUCUGCUAUUAGUCAAAAUAGUAUCUCAGAUGGUGAAUCUUCCCCAAAAAAGGAACAGAAAUCGAGCUUGUUUAUUAAACCAAUUCUUAGUGUUCCGGAAAUUUUUGAAUUAACCUAUUAUUCCAAUUUGAUGACACCAUUAUAUGCACUUGAAUCUAUUAUCUGCUUAUCAAUUGGAGCUGUCACUGGUUGCAGAUUCUCUAUGGUUGAAAAGCUUUGGGAAAUGAAUGGAGGAGCUGAUAUAUUUGAAGAUAGUCUUCCGGAGAAGAUGACUUUGUCAUUCUUGCGAAGCAAUCUUUUAGAAAAAGCACUGGAAUUGUGCGACUUUUUGCAACUAGAUUUGAUCCUUUGCGACGUGGUGGUUGACUUGGAAGAUUGCUUGAAAGAUACGAUACAUAAUUUAGUCUCUUCUGGCUGCUUGAUCAGUGAAACCAUAGGAAAUGCGAGAAUAACACAUGCGGCUUAUGGUCUUGAUGAAGAUGAAAAUUGUAGCAAUGAUCAAUGGCUCAAAGUCAAUCCCUUAUCUAUUUCACAGUUGCUCUGUUAUCAAAAUAUUCUGGCUGCUAUUGUGGAAGGAUCUGCUAUGGUAACUGAAAAACUCAACUUGCUUCACAAUCCAAUCUCCAGAAAGGAAUUUUUGUCAAUUUUGUUAGAAUUCUCUCAGAGUAGAUCAAGAAAUGGACUAACCUCUCGUGUUGAGUCUUGCUCAAGUGAAAUUUUAUCACAUUGCAUUUAUGCAUUUAAAUGCAAUAAAGUUAUAGAAUCAAAAGAUGGAAUGUUAAGUCUAACGGAAGAAUGUCAAAGUUCUGACCAUCUGGACAGUUUGCUUUCCAAAAUUUGCCAGUUUAUGGUAUAGCAUUUAGAUGUGUUUUAGAAAGUUUGUUGCGUAAUAUUGUGUUAUCCAAUUUAUACUCUCUUGCCAUGAUUGUUGUGGAAAUUAUUCAGUUAUUGGAGAAUUGUUGAUAUGAUGAUGGAGGGAAGGUUUUCCAUGAGGCUAUGAACUUAUCUGUGUUUCACGUGGUACUUGCAACUUGGUUGAAAAGUCAAUCAAAAAGAUUGUUCUGUUUGAAUUUUGUUGUGAAAUCUAACAAUUAUAUAAUGGUGCUAUUCUGUAUACCGGUAGUUUAACAAUCCUAUUUUGUAUUGAAGUUUCUUCCAGUUUUAUGUAUAUAUGUUUCUUCUGUAUAAUGUAUUUGCGUGAAACCAGAAAGGGGGUAAACUGUGGGUUGAAACUUUGACUUGAAAAAGUCAAAUACUUUUCUCUAUGCGGCCCUUUGCAAAAACGAUCUUUAGAAUCCGGCCCAUGCGAAAACACUUCCCACCCCUGGUUUAAACUGUCAGUUCCCCUUUAUUUAUUAAAAGUUUAACGAUUUCAACAUAACUUUUUUGUGACAUUCCUGCUUCAAACUUAUUAACUGAUUUCAACGUCAUUUAUUUUGUAACAUAUUUAAACUAUUCGGUGACAUAAUAUGACGCAUUUAUAUAGCCACAAACAGUAUUAUUGGUAACUUAAAUCUUGAUAUGACUUAACUCUGGGGUCGGCAACCUUUUGUCGCUCGCGGGCCAAAAUAAGGGUUGCAAGUCAUUGGCGGGCCGCACAUAUUUUUAGAAAGUUGAAAAUCGAAUGGAUGAUACUUUUUACAAUUAAAAAUGAAGCAGUGAUACAUCUCGAAUAGAAUAUUGAUUUAUAUCCUCAUUGCAUUGCAUCUUCGGGGCCAUUGAACUCUUUGGCACUUAGCAUCAACUUUUCUGCCCUGCCAUGGAUCCGGCCCGCGGGCCGUAGGUUGCCGCCCCUGACUUAACUGAUUUGAUUUGGCCAUGUUAUAAUUUAGUUCUAAAAGAUGACUAUUAUAUACGGUACCUUAUUUAUUUGGCCAUACUUGCCAGAAUGAAAAGUAAGUUGAUGACAGGGGGCUGGUCGGAAUUCCCCUACUCCCCCAUUUAAAACAUAAAAAAUAGUAAUUUUUUGUAGCUUGAAACGUUUUUUAGACUCCCUCUCUGGCAAUUCCUGGCAACACCCCUGGUUGAUGAUGUGCUCUCAGAAUUUACUCAACUUGUUUGUUAUAAACAGCAUAUUUAUUACAUGUUUAUUUUGUUUUUUCGUUUUUCAAUACUGAUUCUGAUGUAUUUCUAAACAAUAAUACUACUGUAGCCUAUUAUUAUUGCUUUUAUAGAGUUGUUAUACAUUGAAGACACUUGCAUUUGUACAACCUAGGCUUCAUGAACAAACACUUAAGAUAUGAUAUAGCAUAUAGAUAGAUGGAAUUUUGUCGGGAUAUGUCAAUUUUACUUGGUGCCAUAAAUUUGGAAUUCAAUUGCUUUACAUUCUUCUAAACCAGUUUAAAUGAUAUUUUUUGGUACAAUAUGUGCCAGUAUAUCCUUUAGUUUAUUUAACUGGUUAGAUGUUUUAUUCUAUUUUGUUGUAUUUUUGUUUCAAAAUACUUUUUUUCAUAUUCACUCGAUCAUCACGCUGCAAGCUCAAAUUCUGCUGCCUAAAAUGCCGGCAUUUCAAUGAACACUGGAAAUUUGUUCAAGCGGUUUUAAUAAGUUGAAAAGGGGUUCAACUCGUCUGCCUGGAAGAACAGUUUGCUCUGUUAAGUCCCCGGAUUUUUGUUUUGUUUAAUAGGAAUUUGUAAUUGAAUCCAUUUUCACACAUUCAUUUAUUUCUAGUGAAUGAAAACGAGAACAAUUAUACAUUUCCUUCAUUGCAUUUUUGAGCACUAAUAAAAAAUUGCGUCAUA